Molecule: messenger RNA, 4226 nt
Organism: Oncorhynchus tshawytscha (Chinook salmon)
Lineage: Eukaryota; Metazoa; Chordata; Actinopteri; Salmoniformes; Salmonidae
Product: protein FAM102A
Exons: 12
Coding region: 309-1520 (403 amino acids)
Source: RefSeq, a predicted model, not a curated record
GGAAGAGAGGAGGGACCAGACCAGCCCACCCUGAUUCAAAGUAAAGGAUGAAUGUCCGUUUAAUUGGCCUGGGGAGAUGUCCUGUUGUCUUCGUUGAACAUGAGGUCCGAAUCAACACGGGGUCAUCAGAGAUACUGAGCCAACAAUAUCAAGGACUUCCAAGCUCCUGAUUGAAAACGAAAUUUUUUACUUUGUUUAAUUUCCUAUCCUUUUUGUUGGUCAAUCCCAAAGGUUUAAUUUAGGAAUAUUUCUGCUGCAUAAACCUAUCAAUUAUUGACAUAUUUCAGUUCACCAGUUCAACCAUCUCAAUGGCGUUUUUAAUGAAAAAGAAGAAGUUCAAGUUUCAAAUCCAUUUUACAUUGGAGGAGCUCACAGCCGUGCCGUUUGUCAACGGGGUACUUUUCUGCAAGAUCCGAUUGUUGGAUGGUGGGGACUUUGCCAUCUCAUCAUCCAGGGAGGAGGUUCAGCAGAACUGUGUUCGUUGGAAAAAGAAGUUCUCCUUCGUCUGUAAAAUGAGUGCCAAUCCUACCACUGGAGUCCUGGACCGAUGCAUCUGCAGGGUUUCUGUACGCAAGGAGCUUAAAGGAGGAAAGACGUUUACAAAGCUGGGCUUUGCUGACCUCAACAUGGCCGAGUUUGCUGGCUCAGGCUCCACCGUGCACUGCUGUAUUCUCGAGGGCUACGAUACCAAGAACACUCGACAGGAUAACUCCAUUCUCAAGGUUACUAUUGGAAUCACCCUUUUGUCAGGGGAUCCCUGCUUUAAAACGCCCCCCAGCACGGCCAAGUCCGUCUCUAUCCCGGGCCAGGACCCCUCCCUGCAGCUGGACUGUAAGGGCGAGGGCACCGAUGCCAACUAUAACCCUCCCCCAGGGGGCGUCACCACGACAUCAUCAGGACGGCCCCUCAAACCCAGACUCCCCUCAGCUCCUCUCAACUCUGGUCUACCUAGGGAGCAGUUGGAACAGAACCUGUCCAGCCCAGAUGAAGUGUUUCACACAGGACUCUCCCGUAACUCCAGCUACGCCAGCCAGCAGAGCAAGAUGUCAGGCUACAGCACGGAACACUCUCGCUCCUCCAGCUUGACAGACCUCACCCACCGCCGCAAUGCCUCAACCAGCAGCAGUACCUCCGGGAGCCUGGGCACCCCUACCCAGACCCCCCACGUCUUCGCCCAUCCCCUCGCAGCAGACCCCCAGACACCAGGAGAGCCAGGCACCAAGCCUGAGAGACCCAUACGGCCCCUACGGCCUGUCCUGCUCUCCAAUAGACCCUCCAGGAGGAAGAAGGACUCUGUGGAAAGCCACCCCACCUGGGUGGACGACACGCGCAUCGAUGCCGACGACAUUGUGGACAAGAUCAUCCAGAGCCAGAACUUUGCUGAUGUCAACAACCAUAAAGAAGACAGCAACCUCAGACUGUUUGUCAGCAAAGAUGGGACUACAGCCCUGAGUGGGAUACAACUGGGAAACAGUGUGAUUGCUGGUGUCUUUGAGCCGGUAGUGAUCGAGAGCCACUAGCGAUGAAGAUUGAUGGAUGUCAAAUCACUCUACCCCCCCUCCCUCCAUCUCACUCAUUCCCUCAGCUGGUGGGAAAAGGGUACAUGGGGGACACUGAAGACAACUCCACUGUUUUGAACUGUUUUGUGUGUGUGUGUGUGUGUGUGUGUGUGUGUGUGUGUGUGUGUGUGUGUGUGUGUGUGUGUGUGUGUGUGUGUGUGUGCGCGCGCACACACGACUGGCUGCCUUUUUGAUCUACACCACUUCAACAAACACCACUAGACAACAGAUGUAACCCUUUAAUCAGACAUUUGAGCAGAUGUUUAAGCAGAUGUAGGUGGGAGGUGAUGUUUAAGGUGAUGUUUAAGGUGAUGUAGGUGGGAGGUGAUGUUUAAGGUGAUGUAGGUGGGAGGUGAUGUUUAAGCAGAUGUUUAAGGUGAUGUAGGUGGGAGGUGAUGUUUAAGGUGAUGUAGGUGGGAGGUGAUGUUUAAGCAGAUGUUUAAGGUGAUGUAGGUGGGAGGUGAUGUUUAAGCAGAUGUUUAAGGUGAUGUAGGUGGGAGGUGAUGUUUAAGGUGAUGUUUAAGGUGAUGUAGGUGGGAGGUGCGACAUAUGAAUAAUCCAUUAAUGUAGAAAAGCUUUUCAAAUCGAUGCUUUCGUCUGGGGGGCCGUAGGUGUAAAGUCCAAAUGUGGCUGCCUCAAGUUGGAACGUUAUGGUUUACCCCAUGUGUAUCCUUUCGUGUAUCAAUUCAAAUGAGGGGAUAGAAUUAUAAAGUUAUAGAAUAUAUGCAUAUAAAUAUGUAAUAUGACAAUAGAUAAUAUUUAUAUACGGACCUGAGAAAGAGAAAGGUAUGCACAUGUGGCUGGCCAUAUGCAACUGUACAUACUGUCAUUGUCUAUGUGUGAUUCAUCAAUUACUCUCAGUAAAUGCAGGUAGGGUUGGUAAUCGAUGAGUCUAGUCUACGCCCUUGGUCCUCCUCCCUUGGCUCUUUUACAUAGUCUGCUUUACGUCCUUAAAGUAAAAUACUAUCCUGAAGUUCACCAGCUGGCUUGGUGUCUAUACUGUAAAAGUAGGAAAAUCAGACUCUUGGUUUUCUUGGUUUCUCUAUUUUUGUUGUUAGUCAUGUGUCUGUCUCAGGAUAUAUGGAUGGUGGGUUACCCUGUACUGUUUUGUCCCUGGCCUGUCAUGUAUGUCACACCUAAUUAAUUUGAGUCUGUAACCAGGUUUCACCCAUCCCCUUUUGGAUUGCUGUUCUCAACAAACCAAUGUUUACAAUGUGAUGCAAAAGGAAACUCGACCGCAUAUUAUUUCAAACUUGCUUUCUCACUGCAAGGGAAGAGUAUUGUUUUUUAAACCUGGUUACUGAUUACUUGAUUGAAUUGGGGCCCAUAAUAUGUUGUUAAGUUACUGAAGUGGGGUACUAAAGUUAGCCAGCUAACAUCAUAGUCCUUCUUUGUGAGGUACUUUCUAUCUGGCCUUGGCCACAUGAGCUGUCCAACUGUUGCCGUUCCACUUAAGUCGCAAUAUCACCCGAGAUGUUGACUCGUUAUCAAGCAAAAUCAACUUACAAGUGAAUAAGGGCUGUAAUGAUACAACUGACAGUAUCUGGUCAUCUUCUCCAAAAUGACCAAGCUAUUCUAUUUCCUGGGGGGAAAUGUCAUUUCAUUUCUGUUGUCCCCGGAUCUUGAAUGUGUUUGAAGAACAUUGCAUUGUAGGUAUGGUGUAGUCAGAGCCAAUCAGAGCCAAUGAGUCAGUCUCAUGCAGCUGCCCCAUGUGGCACAAUGCACCUGGUGUGCACUGGCUUAACAACGGAGGGUUUUCAGAAGAAGCUCCACCCUCAUCCCCAAAUGACAAUGUCCUUUUGUAUGCGUGUUUGUGCCUGUGUGCCUGCGUACGUCUUUGUGAGGGAGGGAGAGGGAACGAAAAUGUGGGAGUUUGUGUGUGUACGUCUGCAUAUUGUGCGUGUGUAUGUCCGUGUGUGCGUGUGUGUGUCUGUCUGCACAUGCAUGUUUGUGCAUGUGUGUAUGUCUGUGCUGCAAACGAAUGUGCGUGUGCAAGUCGAAUUGUUUAUGUGUGCUGAAAUCAGAACAGUUUGCCACUCGCCUGUCUUACGGUUCUUGACCCCUGAGUAUCUUUUCAGUUGAUCUGAGUCAACUCAGCAGGAAUACAGACCUAAUGCAUAGCCUUUCUUACGGUUCUAUACCCCUGAGUAUCUUUUCAGUUGAUCUGAGUCAACUCAGCAGGAAUACAGACCUAAUGCAUAGCCUGUCUUACGGUUCUUGACCCCUGAGUAUCCUUUCAGUUGAUCUGAGUCAACUCAGCAGGAAUACAGACCUAAUGCAUAGCCUGUCUUUUCGCCCUUAGUCUGCUUAAUUAAAAUGUCUUUCAAAGGAAAAAGUGACAAUGGGCUUUUAUCUACCCACAUUUAGCCUCUACAUACUGUGUCUUCCUAACAAGGAUGUUUUAUUUACACCACACCAGACAUUCAUAGCGUACUGAGAUUUGACAUUCAGAGGCAUAGAGAGAAAAUGUCCAAAAUCCUGGCCCUUGAAAAAUAACAUUUGUAUUUUUGUGCCGUUGCAAUGUGCUUUUGUUUUUGUUUCACUCUCCAAUGUGCAUAAUUGACAUUGUAGAUGUUGCUGUUGUACUCUUGAAAAAAGGAAACAUUAAAUGCAUAAGCUAAAACUCCUCUGACAUGAAUAAACAUGCAUGGGAAAAUGUUAACGACA